Cannabis sativa is the source of this 2388-nucleotide messenger RNA. RefSeq names its product pentatricopeptide repeat-containing protein At4g18840. Lineage: Eukaryota; Viridiplantae; Streptophyta; Magnoliopsida; Rosales; Cannabaceae. The transcript has a single exon. Gene Ontology annotation, molecular function: RNA binding; protein binding. The coding region runs from base 1 to 1929 and encodes 642 amino acids. Gene Ontology annotation, biological process: RNA modification. The record is from RefSeq and is a predicted model, not a curated record.
AUGUCCGUACGACUGAAACCAUCGAAAUCAACACCUCGUUUGUCAUCGAUUUCCAUCGAAAAGCUUCUCAAAUCUCACAAAAACCUUUCCACACCCUCUCCAAGGCUCUGGCUUAACCAAGAACACGAACUCAAUGAUCUAGGACUCCCCAUUUUGAAGCUAACACAUCCUCUUCUCCGAGCUUUGGACUCUUCCAAUGGUUUCAGAGAGUUCAACCAGAUUCAGACCCAGCUCGUUGUCUCCGGUCUUCUUCAAAAUUCUCUUGUUGCGAGCCGAGCUAUUAAGAAGCUCUGCUCUGCUCCCAAGACUCUCCCUCGUGCUGUUAACGUAUUUGAUUUCAUUGAUGAACCCGACGCUUUUCUCUGUAACACCAUUAUGAGAAGCUAUGUUAAUUCGAAUGAUCCGAAUUCUGCAAUCGGGUUCUACUACGAGAAAAUGGUGGGAGGUAAGAAUGUUGUUCCCAAUCAUUAUACUUUUCCUAUAUUGAUUAAGGCUUGCGCAGGACUUGGGUCUUUGAGAGAAGGGGAGAAAGCUCAUUCAAGGAUUGUGAAAUUAGGGUUUGAGUUGGAUUUGUUUGUUCGCAACUCGUUGAUUCAUAUGUACUCUUUUAAUGGUAGAGUUGAGGAUGCUCGUGUGAUGUUUGAUGAAGGGUCUGAGUUGGAUUUGGUAAGCUGGAAUUCCAUGAUUUAUGGCUAUGUGAAGAAUGGGGGUCUUAGUGUUGCACGUAAUCUGUUUGAUGUAAUGCCUGAAAGAGAUGUUUUUAGUUGGAAUUCUAUGAUUGGGGGUUAUGUUGAAAUGGGAGAUAUUGAAGCUGCUAGACAGUUGUUUGACGAAAUGCCGAGUAGAGAUGUCGUUUCUUGGAACUGUAUGAUUGAUGGGUAUGCUAGGAUGGUGAAUGUUCUUGAAGCUUUUGACCUUUUCGAACGGAUGCCUUUGCGGAACAUAGUUUCGUGGAAUAUAAUCUUGGCUCUAUAUGUGCGUAGUAAGGAUUAUAAUGAGUGCUUGAGAUUGUUUGAUAGUAUGAUAGAAGUAGGAGAGGUGAAACCAAAUGGAGCUACUCUAAUGAGUGUCCUUACUGCCUCUACAAACUUGGGAAGGCUUGAUAAAGGAAAGUGGGUUCAUUCAUAUAUUGAAAGUAAUAGGAUUAAGCCAGAUGUAUUACUUUCUACUGCAUUGUUGACAAUGUAUGCAAAAUGUGGGGAUAUGGACAUGGCUAGGAAAGUCUUUGAUUUGAUGCAUGAGAGGAGUGUUGUGUCCUGGAAUUCUAUGAUAAUGGGGUAUGGUAUACAUGGGAAUGGAAAAAAAGCCCUGGAAACAUUUUUAGAGAUGGAAAAGAAAGGUCCUUUGCCAAAUGAUGCAACUUUUAUUUGCAUUUUGUCAGCAUGUACACACUCAGGAAUGGUUUUGGAAGGUUGGUGGUAUUUCGAUCUUAUGCAACGAGUUUACAAUAUUGAACCAAAGGUUGAACAUUAUGGUUGCACGGUUGAUCUUCUUGCUCGGGCAGGUUUGGUAAAAGAUUCAGAAGAACUUAUGAGAAAGAUGCCAACGGAGGCAGGACCAGCCUUAUGGGGAUCCUUACUUUCAGCUUGUAGAACUCAUUCAAAUUCAAAUCUUGGGGAGAUUGUAGCCAAGCGAUUGAUUGAGUUGGAACCAACAGAUAUUGGACCCUAUGUGAUGUUGUCAAAUAUAUAUGCAUCAGAAGGGAAAUGGGCUGAUGUUGAAUGUGUUAGGAAAAUGAUAGCAGGGAAUGGGUUAGAAAAGAAAGAAGGGAGAAGCACAGUCCACAUUGAAGAAGUUGGAUCUGAAUCUUCUCUGGAAAAUGGUUCAUUUCAUAGAAGAAGUAUGAUGUACUCAAUGUUGAGUGAAAUGGGUGCUCAGAUGAAAUUUUCUUGUACAAAUGCUCAUGAGUUAGAGAGUCUAAAUACUUAAUCUAGAGAAAAAAGGCUCUGCUAAAGGACUUUUGGAGAUGGAAAAUAUUGAAUUUGAAUACUAGACCAUAUCAUAUAAAGGAAGACAAUGUCAGUAGGAGAAAAUAAUAAAUCUGUAUGCAUUCAAGACAGCAAAUUUGGAUGCAUAUCCAGCAGGUAGCCCUUUAUUAAGAAAAAUUUGUGGCUAUGUACAUAAAACAUAUGUUGUUCUUUAUACUUUGUAGCUCAUAGUCGAUCCACUGUGAAGAAAAAUAAUUUAUCAUUUUUUGGGGCCACCUUUGUUGUAUUUUAAUGACAGUUAAUAUAACUUUGAAUUUUCUCUUUAUUGCUUUAAGGAGUUCUAGUUUUCGAGUGGUAUGCUUCUUCUGCUUCCAUAUAGUUGAGAAAAAUUGGGCUAUGAUGCUACUGGUUUUCUUGAUGUGAUCCUUGCCAUUGUUUUAUAACAAGAUUUGGAUGUUUA